AUGAGUUAAUGCAACAAAUUAUUUAAUUCUCCUUUAAAUAGUUAGUAACUAUUAUUUCCUACUAUUUCAUAUAAAACUUCAGAGUCUCCUUCAAAAGUUGCGAUUCCUCUUACUAAUUAUUUGUUAUUUGAAUAAAAACAAGAUUAAUAAAAUGUUGAUAAGAUAAAAAGUGUUAAAUAAAUAAAAUAUGAAAGAGCAGAAGCUAUCUAUUAAUAUCUUCAUUCAUAAGUACUUAAAAAGAAAGAUUUUAAUCAAGAAAAAUCUAAAAUAUAAGUCACAACUCUUAUAACUGAUUCUUAGGAUAAAAUUAAAAAAUCUAAAGAAUAUCCUUUUGAUUUACAAUAAUUAAAGCAAAUUCAAGAGAAACGAAGCAAAUAAAGUAUAUUCAUAUAUUUUAUUAUUAUUAGAAAUCUCAGGGAUUAGUAAAUCAUAUAUAGAUUUACCUUCUUUAAAUUUAUGUAAUUAAAUAUAAGACUAAUGCAUAGUUGAAUUAGACUAAGAAUAAGAUGAAUAUGAACAAAAUUUAUGUAGUAUAAAUUAGAAUUAAUUAAAUAAAUCACCAAAUUUAUAUAAUAAUUUAAAAGGCAAUAAAAAUUGCAAAUUACUAAAUUAAUCAAAAGUAUUUAAUUUAGAUAAUAUAGGUUGUCUUGGACUUUAAUUAAUAAAAUAAAGAUUAUUAAGAUAAGAGCUUUUAACUUAUUCAUUUAAUUAGAAAAGUUUAAUAAAGUCUAUUAAAAAAAUCAGAUAAUGAUAGAUAAUAAUUGGAAAAAGACUAUAAAUUGAAAAAAAGUAUAAGAUAAAAAGAAAGAUAAGAAGGAUUGUAGAAUGCAUAAUAAGGUUUAAAAAACCGACAAUUAAAAUCUCUUUUGAAUGCCUUAAAAGGAUCAAAGGACAAAUAGAUUUAAAAUAAUAUUGUCUAAAAUAUUGCAAGAAAACAUAAUAUACAACGUAGUCAGUCUACAAUUAUAAGUAGAAAGAGUUCUUUUUAAUUAUCAAAAAGUAAUUAUCUUCCUGAUGAAUAAUUUGAUGAGAAGUUAAUUAGAAAAUUUUCUUAGGUUUCUGAUAUUUGUAGUUCUGAAAACUCAGUAGAUUAGAUAUGUAAUCUUUUUUUUAAUUAAUUGUAGAAUAACCUAUUAAACUAUAAAAAGCUAACUGA
Paramecium pentaurelia is the source of this 1156-nucleotide messenger RNA. The record is from the annotation of a GenBank genome assembly. NCBI's taxonomy places the organism in Eukaryota, Ciliophora, Oligohymenophorea, Peniculida, Parameciidae.